Nelumbo nucifera (sacred lotus) is the source of this 2490-nucleotide messenger RNA. RefSeq names its product SAWADEE protein. The record is from RefSeq and is a predicted model, not a curated record. Gene Ontology annotation, molecular function: chromatin binding. Lineage: Eukaryota; Viridiplantae; Streptophyta; Magnoliopsida; Proteales; Nelumbonaceae.
UUAGCGCAGGGCUACUCCUACUCCGACGGUUUCGAGUGUUAGCGUCAGCAAUGGGAGAUCACAUCUGCGCCCCACUGCAUAUAUCCCAAUUCCCAACCGUCAAUCAAUGUCGCUUUAAACGCCAAAAAUCUAUUAUCAAUGUACUUUGUGGCGGCAAAAAAGCAUUCAACAAUCUAUGGUGGCUCUAUGCAACAACUACUGCAAUUGCAUAUUGCAUACUUUUUAAAAGGCAGAAAAAGUGAAAACUACUUCUUGAUUGGAGUUUCUUUCGGUCUAAGUAAUGGCACCAAAGAAGUCGAAGCCAAAAUCCGGCAACACUCAGGCUGACGUUCCGUUUCCAUUGUUAGAUUUCAAGGCGUCGGAUGACGCCUGGUACGGUGUUCGACUCGUACUCUAUAACAACACCCUCGUCGUCAAGUAUCUCGAUUUUCCCGAGGAGUUUGACGACUGGUUCAACGCGUGGGACUUCAAGAGUCUCGAAGAAGUUGAAAGCUUCAAGGGUAGGUUUCGACCAACUUCGCUUCAGUUGCAGGAUCAUGAAUGCACUAAAGUGAUCGAAGAGAUGUGUGUUUGCGCUUCACAUCCUUAUGGUGACAAUGAGAUGCGCUUCUACGAUGCCGUUAUCGAGGAAAAGAUAUCCAAAGCACAUAAUUACUCCAAAGGGGAAGAGGAGUGCUUGUGCACAUUUGUGGUUCUUUGGCUACACGGUCCAAAUUCUGGGCAAAAGAAAUCGAUUGGUAUUGAAGAUAUCUGUCUAAUUCCAAAUGGAGAUACAUUGCAUCCAACACUGGACUCUUUUGUGAAGAUUUCAAAAGAGAAACUUGAAGAGGGUGCACAUAGUGAAGUUCAUUUCUCAACUAUUAAAAGCAAGUCAAGCAGAUCUGGUGGUAAACCACCAUAUAAUUAUUCUCAGGAGGCUGGGAAUUCCAAGUUAUCUGGUUGUGAAACACAGACAUUUAAAGGGAGGAUCAGCAAUUACCAGGAAAGGAUCAUAGAAGAUAUGGACUUGGGUGGAAAAAGUUCCCUUACAAAUGAUAUUGCAAAAACUAAUGGUUAUUAUUCCAUAUUGAUUGAAAAUUUGGAAAAGGAUUUACUAUCAUCAACUGUUGUGGAUUUCAUAUAUAGACAAACUUCUAUCUUGGCUCAAGCAUUCAUUUUCCCAAGCUUGUCAUCAGAGUUGUACACAAGGGGGAUCAUUAUUGUGGAUAACCAAGAGAAGCUUGGAAAGAUAUAUGAUUUUCUUUGUGAUCCUGCUCAAAUGGUCAUGUCUUCAAGAGGAAGGCCAUGGAUUGUUACUGAAGGCAGGCAUGGAAAUUCAAGAUCAACAUUUGGGGCCUCAAUGCCAAAAACCGAGAACAAAUCAUGGAAUACUACUGGAAACAUUGCCAGCAAUAUAAAGGUUGUACCAUAUGGUACCAAAGAAUACAAAAUAGGUAUGCAGUUAAGGGAUAAUUUUAUGGUGUUUACAAAUCAUCUACGUGGACUUCACAAAACUCUAGAAUUGGAAGAAAGGAAGAUCUUGCAAUCAUAACUUACAGUUUUGUUAACCAAAGGAUAAAAUGCUAAAGUUAGGCAAAGAUUGCAUCGAGGCCAAUACCCCAUUCAGGAUGCUUGUGAUAGACUUGCGGUGUACAUACAAGUAUGCAUUGUAUACACAGCAAUAGUUUGAAGUUAUAAGGCUAUGAUUUUGGUUGCAACUUUAGUGCUCUUUAAAGCACCUUUAAUUUGGUUAGUCUGUGAGAACAUCUUUUAAAAGCAAAAAGAAGUGAAUAUACUGGGCCAGUCUGAAACCAAACUAAUGAUAUCUCUGGGUUAGGUUAGAUUAGGGUUAUGAUAGGAAGUUCAACACCUUGGGUUCGACUAAGGUUGCCCUUAACCGAACCUAACCCAGCCUGCAUUGCACCUUUAGAUGCAUCAACUCCAAGGUGUUUUAUCAGGAUUCACCCAGAUAUGAGUAGGAGAUGGAGUUUGAGACCUUGCUCAUGUUUACCAUGAUGCCAUCCUAGCAAUGCUUGCGUUUGUUCAAGGUUUCAACCUAUUAACAGAAACCCUCUUUUGUUUUUGGCCAAAGGUUAGAAAAUUUGGGUUUAUGUCCAGAUGGUGUCCACCUUGCAUGAUGUUUUGAUUUUAUUUUCACACUGGCGGGUUUGUGUUUCAUUGGAUUCGCAAGGGGGUGAUGCAACGACAGUAGUACCAAUUCAGUAGAUGUGUUACUUGAGGUCACGAUUGGUACUGUGGGUAUUUCUACUUGUCAAUUUUCUGUUUGUUUGAUAUUGUUUUGAAUUAAUAACAAAUAUGUUUCUACUAGAAAUAAAUAUAAACUAGGGAAUGCUACUGGGGGCAGCCACCUAUGUGAAGAAACGGUUCACCGACCUGGGUCUUAGUUGAUGUUUCAGUCUUUCAGAUGCACGGGCUGUGAAGUCGGUGUGAGGCGCGCUCUGUCAAUAGCAGAUCCGAACUCAAUGCCAACACACAAUACUUGUUCGACAC